UUCCUCUAAUAUUUUUAGUUUUAUAGAACAAUAAUAAGCUUUCUUAGCUUUUUUUAAUUCCUUCUGUUAUUUUGCUUUCAUUUUCUCAUCAUAUGUUUGUUUUAUGCUCUGUGACAAACUUUGGCUUUAAUAAAAUUUGUGGCUGACUCCUUGGCUAAACAAGGAUUAAGGAGGAAUGAUGAAUUUGUGGCUUGGUGUUAAAGCCCACUUCAGCGCAAACAUGAAAUAGUAACUAGGCAAAAAAUGUAAUUUCAUUUCUCUUGUGGUUGAGGAACUCUGAUUUGUCUACUAACUAUGUAAUAGAUCCUGUUCUUGAUCUUAUUCAGCCUUCGAGCUUUAAUAAAAUUGCUCCAAUUAUCAAAAAAAAAAAAAAUCUACAUUCAAUUUUUGUAGAAAUUUAUCAUCUGAAUAACCAAUCUAAACUUAUAGUUUUUCUUUGCAUUUAUCUGUUCCAAUUAUUCUUUUGGGUAGUUUGGUCAUCAAGGUCAGUUUUGAGAUUUUCAUUUUGAUUUUCAAUGUAUAGUUUUUCACAAAUAAAGUAAGAAGCUUAUUUUCAGGAGAAGAGAUAAUAAGACAAUGACACCAAUUGGUCUGUUUUCGUUUUAAAUUUGGUUAUAAAAUGUAAUCUAAUGUAGUUCAUAAUAUAAGUUUGGUUAUAAAAUGUAAUCUAAUGUAGUUCAUAAUAUAAGUUUGAGCUACAUAGUAAAUAAGUUACUUCCUCCGUUUUGUUUUAAAUGCAACAAAUGAAUAUUUUAUAUAAUCACAAAUAAUACUCCUUUGUUACAUUUAGUUCGAAAAAGAGGAAGUAUCUUUUUCGGAAACUUUGCUCUCGCUGAAUUGUGUUUCGAAAUAAGUUUUGGAGAACUGUUCAAAAUUGCAAAAAUUAAAUGAACUAAUAUAAUUCAUCCGCUCUUCUUUUUGAGUUUGGGUGAUAUGGUUACUCCUUCUAAUUAUAGUUUUCCCUAUAUUUUUGAAGCAUAUAUGUCAUUAGGUUCUAACUUCUACUCCUAUUUCUUUCUGCUACUUUUUUUUUUUUUGAAAAGAAAAACCAAGCUAGCUUUCUUUCUGCUACUUACUUUCUACUUUCUAGGCCAUUUGUAAGUUGUAAUGACUAAUGAUGAUAAGUGAUGUCCAUUUUUUUUCCCCUUUAGCCACUAUCGGUUAGAUUUUUUUUCCUUUAAAUACCAUUAUUUUUUUGUUAUCUAAGUUGUCUUUGAAAAAACAUUACUUCUUUUAAUUAACAAAAAAAAGUAUACUAUCAUAUUAUAAUACUCUAAAUUUCUUUCUCCUAAAAUAACUGAAAAAUAACACAAUUUUUUUAGAUGGUAAUGUAAUAGGGCGAAAUAAUUGGGUGGAUAAAAUUGGAACAAUUGAUUCCUAAAAAGCAUGUGACAAAUAGAUGAACAACUUAAAAAGACAUUUGUGACAAUUAAUUUAAGACGAUGUGUAGAGUAAUAAUUAGUCCAUUUUAAUAAUUCGCUAUUACACAAUCUAUACUGUUUUUUUUACGAGAUCUAUAUUGUUUAUAACUAUGCAUUAAUUAAGUCAAAUUUCAAAUUAUACAUUUAUUAUUAAAAACAACCAUACAUUCUAUUUUUUUACAGCCGUGCGAUGCACGGGUACUAACCUAGUGUUUUCUAUUCUUGAACGAGACUUUUCGCAAUUGGCUUGCACGGUUGCACCCCUGCUUUCAUGCAUUGCAAAUCAGCAAAGGAUUUGCAUCAAAUUACCCGGUUUUUUUUUUUUUUUCCCGAAAGUAUUGCUAGAUUUUCAAUUUUGUCGAAAUUCCAGAAACUAUGUAAUGCUUACUAACCCCGAAGAAAACUAUGAAUUUAUUAUUUUCUAAGUUCAAAUCCAUUGGAAAAGUUUCUCCGUUUGUAUUACGCUCGUACUUAGUACGAGCAACUUUACCACAUAAUGUCUAUACAAAUACAACAAAAUCUUCCAAUUUAAUUGAAGAUUUUACCAAUUUCUGCUGUACUAGAGAUUUACCCAGAGCAGUAAAUGCCAUGAAAAGCUUGGAAAAUCAUGCUUUAAUGGCAGAUUGUAUUGCUUACUCUGAUCUCAUCAAAUGUUGUAUUUCUUACAGAGCAAUUGAAGAGGGGAAACUUGUUCAUAGACAUUUGUUCUCAAAUGGGUACCAACCGAAAUCUUUUUUACUCAGCAUGUUGCUGAAUAUGUAUGAAAAAUUCAACCUCUUGGGCGAAGCAGAGAAACUGUUCGAUAAAAUGCCUGAAAGAAAUGUUGUAGCUUGGACUACUAUGAUCUCAGCUUAUUGUAAUGCUAAGAUUAGUCACAAGGCUAUGGAAUUUUUUAUUUUGAUGCUCAGAGAAGGCGUUAGACCGAAUAUGUAUACGUUUUCCUCGAUUUUGAGAGCUAGUGAUGGGUUGUUGAGCCUUAGGCAGGUGCAUUGUGGUAUAUUUAAGUUUGGUUUAGAGUCUGAUGUUUUUGUUAGGAGUGCAUUGAUUGAUGCUUAUGCAAAGUGGGGUGAAUUGGGUUAUGCAUUGGCUGUUUUUGAGGAGUUUGUGACUGGGGAUUUGGUUGUUUGGAAUUCGAUAAUUGGAGCUUUUGCUCAGAAUUGUGAAAGUGAUGAGGCUUUGAAUCUCUUCAAAAGGAUGAAGAAAGCUGGUUUUCCAGCUGAGCAAGCAACAUUGACAAGCACUUUAAGAGCUGUUACCGGGUUAUCAUUGUUAGAAUUGGGGAGGCAAGUGCAUGUUUAUGUGAUGAAGUAUGACCAAGAUUUGAUCCUCAACAAUGCGCUGCUUGAUAUGUAUUGCAAGUGUGGUGGGUUAGAUGAUGCACGCUUGGUUUUUAGCCAAAUGAAGGAGAGAGAUGUAAUCUCCUGGAGCACUAUGAUUAUAGGACUAGCUCAAAAUGGAUUCAGCAGAGAAGCCUUAAAUUUGUUUGAAAAGAUGAAACUAUCUGGGACUGGACCGAACUAUAUUACAAUUGUCGGUGUCCUAUUUGCUUGUAGCCAUGCUGGUCUCUUAGAGGAAGGGUGGUAUUAUUUUCGGUCCAUGAAGAAGAUAUUCGGGAUUGAUCCCGGAAGAGAGCAUUACGGUUGCAUGAUUGAUCUUCUAGGAAGGGCAGGUAAACUUGAUGAUGCUGUUAGGUUACUUCAUGAGAUGAACUGUGAACCUGAUGCAGUGACUUGGAGAACCCUCCUUGGCGCUUGUAAGAUGCACAAAAAUCCAGACAUAGCUAUUUAUGCUGCUAAGCAAAUCUUGAAGCUUGAACCUGAUGAUGUGGGGACAUAUAUACUAUUAUCAAAUAUAUAUGAGAAUUCUCAGAGAUGGGAAGAUGCCAUGACUUUGAGAAAGACAAUGAAAGAAAGAGGAAUCAGAAAGGAACCAGGAUGCAGUUGGAUUGAAGUAGAUAAAAGAAUCCAUGCUUUUAUCUUCCGAGAUAUGUCACAUCCUCAAAUAGAUGACAUUAUUCAGGAGUUGAAUCAGUUGGUAUUCAAACUAAGAGGGGUAGGUUAUGUUCCGGACACGAACUUCAUCUUGCAAGAUCUCGAGGGAGAGCAAAAGGAAGACUCACUUCAGUAUCAUAGUGAAAAACUUGCAAUUGUACUCGGGUUGAUGAGCUUGCCGAGAGAAAGUGUUAUCAGGAUUAGGAAGAACCUGAGAAUAUGUGGAGACUGCCAUCUCUUUGCAAAGCUUGUGGCGAAAACAGAGAAGAGGACUAUUGUAAUUAGAGAUCAAGUAAGAUACCAUCAUUUUCAGGAUGGUACAUGUUCUUGCGGGGAUUAUUGGUAAAGAAAGGAAGGAAGCAAGUGAAGGAAGAGAGAUGCAAUCAUAUUAGCAAAGUGAAACAUCCACGUACAGAUGAACAGCAUUUCAAGCCGAAGUUUAAUGGGACUGUUCUCUCACUGCUGUUCUCCCAAUUCUGGGAAUGAAAGUGAGGAAGAAGUCUAAAAUCUUGCAGCAAGAAGAAUAUUUGCACUCUUUCUGUCUCCAUAGAGUUGGACAAAGUGCAGUAGUGACAACCAUAUGUGAUACUAUAUGUUAUACUGACAGAGGCCAUCUCAGAGAAAUUUAAAGAACGGAAAACUUCAUCAGCCAAUUUUUCUAGGUUGGAAGAAACAAAAAUGGAUGCAGAGAUGGGUAUAAAGUUGAUAUAAACAUGGGAAAAUGUUGUUCCAGUUAGGACACUGGCACGUCAAGGUGUUCGAGAUUUAUAGUUAUUGUAUCAUUGAAUUCAAUGAAGGUAAUUAAAGGAAUGCUCAUUGAUUAAUACUAUUGUAUCAUUGAAUUAUAUUAAGGUAAUUAAAGGAAUGUUCAUGACUUUCUUUUCUCUUCA
Messenger RNA from Beta vulgaris subsp. vulgaris (sugar beet), 4302 nucleotides. Its product is annotated as pentatricopeptide repeat-containing protein At2g03880, mitochondrial. Lineage: Eukaryota; Viridiplantae; Streptophyta; Magnoliopsida; Caryophyllales; Amaranthaceae. The record is from RefSeq and is a predicted model, not a curated record. Gene Ontology annotation, biological process: RNA modification. Gene Ontology annotation, molecular function: protein binding; zinc ion binding; RNA binding. The coding region runs from base 1827 to 3758 and encodes 643 amino acids. The transcript has a single exon.